This is a messenger RNA of Prinia subflava (tawny-flanked prinia), 3260 nucleotides long. RefSeq names its product acrosin-like. Bases 1732 to 3066 code for a protein of 444 amino acids. Lineage: Eukaryota; Metazoa; Chordata; Aves; Passeriformes; Cisticolidae. Gene Ontology annotation, molecular function: serine-type endopeptidase activity. The transcript is spliced from 6 exons. Gene Ontology annotation, biological process: acrosome reaction; proteolysis. The record is from RefSeq and is a predicted model, not a curated record.
AAUCAUAGUGUCUCCAUUUGGUUAUAAUCCAAAUGCAUUUAUAUUACUAUUAUUAUAAAGUGCCAGGAACACAGGCAGCCACUCGCAAACACGUUAAAUAGACAAGAGACUAAAUUGUGCCCUUGGUUACACUUGCACAUCUCCAGUGCGAGGCUGUUCAGUGCAGAGCAGGCUCCCCAGGGCAGCUGUCUGAGGAGCCCUGCCAUCAUUCCAGCAAAGCUCGGGGACAAUGCAGCACACGGUGAGAGGAAAUGAAGAGUCCCUGACUUCGGAUUUGAUGGCCUGCCCUGGGCAGCGCCUCACAAACCCGUUCUCUUUUGUCCCUCUUUCCAUGGGUAGCCCCAGUCUCAGAGCAAACUGACAGCGUCCUGUCAGAGCAGUCAGGAGAGGGAUGUGCUCUCCUCUCUGCCAUCCUCUGGCUUUAACCACUCUCCUCUCUGCCAUCCUCCUGCUUUCACCACUCUCCUCUCUGCCAUCCUCCUGCUUUAACCACUCUCCUCUCUGCCAUCCUCCUGCUUUCACCACUCUCCUCUCUGCCAUCCUCCUGCUUUAACCACUCUCCUCUCUGCCAUCCUCCUGCUUUAACCACUCUCCUCUCUGCCAUCCUCCUGCUUUAACCACUCUCCUCUCUGUCGUCCUCUGGCUUUAACCACAUUAUUGCUCGUGAUCUUUACACUGCAGCUUCUACCAGGAGCCAUUCUGACUUAAAUCCCUCCAAGUGGAUGUGUCCUGUUCCUCUAAAAUUCUCAUUGAACAUCCCUGUGGGUUGGAAAGGAAUCUUCUGGAGCUGCAUGGACGAGCUGUGCAGGACUAGAGGAAGCAGUGCUGGGAGAUGCAGGUUGGAGGCAUUGCUCCAGGCAAGGCUGCUUUGUGCUGGCAUCUAAAGCUGCAGCAGAGGUCAUGAAAGCAGCCUCUGGGUUGUUCCUCUUGCCAGGAAGGUGGAGAGUGAGGUCUUCAGUGAGGAGUGAAAUUAAAUUUGUUAGUGAUUAAAAGGACAAGAGAGAUGUGUUGGAAACAAGAAUGCCAGUGAGGCCUCUCGGCUGCUCCCCUAAGCCAGUUGCAGUCUCAGUGGAGCAGCAGCUUCUCAGUCCCUCAGACUGCAGUAAUCGGGUGUGGAGCUGAUGGGAGCAUGAGUCACCACUGCAUCUUCUCAUCAGUGGAGGCCAAGUUUUCAAAAUAUUUUUAGAUGCAUUUCCACAGAGAUUUCUGCCAGCCAGUGACCUACAGAGUGACAAGAAGAUGAGCAGUAGCUGCUGCUGAAUCAGGCUUUGCUCUGUGCCAUGCACCCUUCUGGCCACAGUCAGGGGCAGGGAGGGCAGGUAAAUCAAAGGAAUUAUUUGGAGUUAUCAUGCAGAAAAGAGGCCUGCUGAGCUGAUAGGAACACCUGGAUCUGUUAAGCAGUGAAAUAACCUGUGAAUUCUUAGGCUGCCUGGUGGGUUCAGAUGAACUUUGGCUGUGUUGCUAGCCCCAGGCAGAAGCAGGUUGGAGAUUAGGAGCUGGCAGUGACCCGUGCUCCGAGGGACAGCCCAGGGAAGAGGCCGUGCAUCUCCUGAGGAUCCUGAGCACCCACUCCAAACUGCUCCUGGCACAACCAUUUGACACCCAGCUUCUCCCAGUUAGCUGCCCUAACUGAACCUGGUGUCAUCACCAGGAUGAUGCUCUCAUCUGGUCUCCAGGCUCUCCUAGAGACCCUGUCCUGUAGCCAAGAAAGCAGGGCAGCUCUCCAAGCUGAUGCUUGAGGAAGCAGAAAUCAGCUUUUUGUGCUGCACUUCCCUGUGCCGCAGGCCCUGCACACCCUCGUCCCACAAGCAGAGGGGGAGCUGUGGGGUCCGGCUCUUGACUUCUGAUGAUGAGGAAGGCAUGACCCGCGUCGUGGGUGGCACCAGUGCCGAGGCAGGGGCCUGGCCCUGGCUGGUCAGCAUCCAGGACCCCUCAGUGGCAGGCACGGGGCAUCUGUGUGGAGGGUCCCUCAUCAGCGUGCAGUGGGUCCUCACAGCAGCCCACUGCUUUGCCGACAGCAGGAACAUCAGCGCCAUGCGCCUGCUGAUCGGGGCCACGCAGCUGAGCGAGCCGGGCCCCGGCGCCGAGGUGCGCCUCAUCAAGCGGCUGCUGCUGCACCAGGAGUACGGCCCCGCCGACCAGAGCAACGACAUCGCGCUGCUGGAGCUCAACGAGCCCGUGCAGUGCGGGCCCUACAUCCAGCUGGCCUGCGUGCCCGACGGCGCGCUGGCCGUGGAGCUGCUGGACACCUGCUACGUCGCUGGCUGGGGGGCCACCACUGCGAGAUCUCAAAGAUCAAGUGAUGUCCUGCAGGAGGCCAAGGUCCACCUUAUCAAUGUCCAGUUGUGCAACAGCAGCCACUGGUACGACGGGGACAUCCACUCACACAACCUGUGUGCUGGCUACCCGGAGGGUGGCAUCGACACCUGCCAGGGUGACAGUGGGGGUCCACUCAUGUGCAAAGACAACGGCGCUGACUUCUUCUGGGUUGUUGGAGUGACCAGCUGGGGAAGAGGCUGCGCCAGAGCACAACGGCCUGGAAUAUACACCUCUGUUCAGGACUUCUAUGACUGGAUCCUGGUCCAGAUGGAGCUGCCUCCAUCCGUAGAGGCAUCUCGGGCAUGGGGUCAUUAUACAACCGCCUCACAGCCCUGGACUCAUCAUACCAACGCCCCAUGGCCAAGACCACCCCCCACUCAGAAGCCGUGGCCAAGACCACCCCCUACUCAGAAUCCGUGGCCAAGACCACCCCCCAGUCAGAACCCGCGGCCGACAACACUCCCUGCUCCUAGGCCAUGGCCAACAACACGGCCCACUCAGAGGCCAUGGCCAACAACACGGCCCACUCAGAUGCCAUGGCAAACAACACUCCCUGCUCCUAGGCCAUGGCCAACAACACGGCCCACUCAGAGGCCAUGGACACAACCAACUCCCACUCAGAGGCCAAGUUCGAUACCAGCACCAGCGGAGGGGAAUCAGAACUGCCCGUUUCCACUCAAGAAGCUGAUAGAAUUCUUCUCUCGGAUCCGGGAGCUCCUGAAGGGCCUACAGGGAGUUACAGUUUGAGCAGGAGAAUGGACAGGAUGCAGUGCAGGUUGCAUGGGACGAUGACUGUUUCCUGCUGAGGCAAUGCCUGCUGAUCCAAAGGCCGCCUCAGUGCCAAAGGCCUGCUCUGUCCUGCCCACGGUGCUCCUCUGCAUGUAUGCAAACGCUAAUAUUGACUUAGUUGCUGUAAUAAAGUUGCCUAUGUUUGUGGUUAA